AUGUGGUACAACCUCUAUGACCAUCCAUAUUCGACGUUUCCCGAUGAGGAUGGGAAUGCGAACCUGUUUGAAACUGUAGGUUAUUUGAUUGUUGCCAAACCUAAAACCAACUCGACUUGGGACCUCUUUCACCUGGUGCCUGACUUCGGAAGGCAGACUUUUCAACACUCCAGGCCACAGUUCGGCUCCAAUGACACUUCGGCUGGCACCAGUGUCCAGGAUGGCAAGCCCUUCUUGGGCAAUCCGACUCAGGUGAUCCAACUGGAUGCGGGGGAAGAGGUUCCCGUGCUCAGCCCGGCGGAAAGAAAGGAAUUGCAGAGGAGCAGCAAAGGAAAGGGCAAAGGUCGCAAAGGUGGUGGAAAAGGUUCCAAGAAGGGCAAAGGCAAAGGGAAGGGCGAACCCCAAGCCAAGCCCGAUGAGGGCCUGGUGGCUCGCGUCGCCAAGUACGCGCGUCCCACGAAAGGAACUCCCGAGGAGCUUAAGGUGAAGCACGAUCGAAAGCGGAAGGGUCAGGCGAAGCUCAAUCAGCGCCUGGACCGUGAAGCUGCCUUUCGCGCCGCGAAGGCGGAGGUGCUACAGACGGCAGAGCCGGGCCUCAUUGAAACGGAGGAGGCGGAGGAUACCACCAGGCUGACGCAGAAGGACAUCCUGGAUUCAGCUGGUGUGGGAGUGGCCCGCAAGUACUUCUCCUUUGAUUUGCCCUACGGUCCCUACAACUGUGACUGGGAGGAACUGGUUUUUGAGGAUGGAGAGGAUGGAGAUACCGAAGGGGAUCAGCGUUGA
Messenger RNA from Cladocopium goreaui, 783 nucleotides. Lineage: Eukaryota; Dinophyceae; Suessiales; Symbiodiniaceae. The record is from the annotation of a GenBank genome assembly.